UCGCGGGCUGGCGGCCGGGCGAGCCGGGUCGGGACACGCAGCUCGCAGCGCAGCCCGGAAGGCCCCGCUCCGCACGCACGUCCGCCGGUGGCCGGGCCGGGGCCUCGGGGCGGCUGCGCGGGCGGCGGGCGGCCGGAGGGAGGGAGGGGCCGAGCCUUCGCCGCCACCGCCGCCGCCACCGCCGCUCCGCCUGCAGACCUCCAGAUCCCACACCGGAUGGACCCACAGGCUGGUUUUUCCAGUUUGCUCCCCAGGGCAAUUUGCAUAUUUCUCAAGAAGCUGAACGGCCUGUUUUCAGACUUAGAGAGAGGGCAGGCCCACAGCUGUUUCUUGAAAUCUGGGGCUGGACAUGGCCUCAUGGGGCAGAUCGCGCUGCAGGCUGCCUCAGGGGGCCGAGCCAGCUGUGGAGGGGGAGCCACAUCUGCCCACGGGCCGGGACCUGACCGAGGCCAACCGCUUCACCUAUGCCGCCCUGGGUGGCGUCUCUCUGUCCCAGCUGUUUCCAGAACCUGAGCAAAGCUCCUUCUGCACAGAGUUUGUGGCGGGCCUGGUGAAGUGGCUGGAGUUGUCUGAAGCCGUCUUGCCAACCAUGACAGCUUUUGCCAGCGGCCUGGGAGGCGAAGGAGCAGACAUGUUUGCUCAGAUUUUAUUGAAGGACCCCAUCUUGAAGGACAACCCGUUGGUGAUCAUUCAGGACCUUCUGAGCUUCUCACUCAAGGAUGGGCACUAUGACGCGCGGGCCCGAGUCCUCAUUUGCCACAUGACCUCUCUCCUCCGAGUGCCCUUGGCAGAGCUGGAUCUCCUUGAAGAGACGUUCCUUGAGAGCCUGAAGGAAAUCAAAGAGGAGGAAUCUGAAACGGCUGAGGCAUCCCGGAAGAAGAGAGAAAACCGGAGGAAAUGGAAGCGCUAUCUCCUGAUAGGCCUGGCGACCGUCGGAGGCGGAACGGUGAUCGGCGUGACCGGGGGUCUCGCUGCCCCUCUUGUUGCUGCCGGAGCCGCGACAAUCAUUGGCAGCGCCGGGGCAGCGGCUCUGGGCUCCGUGGCCGGCAUAGCCGUCAUGACCUCGCUGUUUGGGGCAGCUGGAGCUGGCCUGACAGGAUACAAGAUGAAGAAGCGUGUUGGGGCCAUUGAAGAGUUCACAUUUCUGCCUCUGACAGAGGGCAGGCAGCUACACAUCACCAUCGCCAUCACGGGGUGGCUGGCAUCCGGCAAAUACCGUACCUUCAGCGCUCCGUGGGCCGCCCUGGCCCACAGCGGUGAGCAGUACUGCCUGGCCUGGGAGGCCAAGUACCUGAUGGAGCUCGGCAACGCCCUGGAGACCAUCCUCAGUGGUCUUGCCAACAUGGUGGCCCAAGAAGCCCUGAAGUAUACAGUGUUGUCUGGCAUUGUGGCUGCCCUGACCUUACCAGCCUCACUCCUCAGUGUCGCCAACGUCAUAGACAACCCCUGGGGGGUGUGUCUCCAUCGAUCAGCAGAGGUUGGCAAGCACCUGGCCCACAUCCUGCUCUCCCGGCAGCAGGGCCGGCGACCUGUCACCCUGAUUGGCUUCAGUCUGGGAGCCAGAGUCAUCUACUUCUGUCUGCAGGAAAUGGCUCAGGAGAAAGAUUGCCAAGGGAUCAUCGAGGAUGUUGUCCUGCUGGGCGCGCCCGUGGAAGGAGAUGCCAAGCACUGGGAGCCUUUCCGGAAGGUAGUGUCCGGGAGGAUCAUCAACGGCUACUGCAGGGGCGACUGGCUGCUGAGCUUCGUGUACCGCACAUCCUCGGCGCAGCUCCAUGUCGCCGGCCUGCAGCCCGUGCUGCUGCAGGACAGGAGGGUGGAGAACGUGGACCUGUCCUCCGUCGUCAGCGGCCACUUGGACUAUGCCAGGCAGAUGGACGUCAUCCUGAAGGCUGUGGGCAUCCCCACCAAGCCCGGGUGGGACGAAAAGGGGCUCUCGCUGGCCCCGGGCAGCCUGCCCCCAGAGGAACCUCGCCAGGCAGCAGCCGCCUUCUCAGACAAGACGGCCCCCCAGGACGGGCAAACCAGGGGUCCUGCACCCGGAGACACCUCCAAAGUGGCCACAUGCGCUGACCCCAGCCACGCCCAGGUGCCAACAGAGCUGGACCAACCUGAGGGGGCCGCCUCUGCUGUUGCUGCCAGCCCCGCGGGGAGCGCCCAGACCUGCAGCCACAGUGUGGGCCCCAACCCACUGGGCUGCCCCGACUGUGCCAGCGAGACCCAGGGUUCCUGCCCCGGGCUGGACUGACCCCAAAAACCAUCAGGUUGCCACGUGAGCCCUGAAGAGUUCCACCGCAGCCUUUCCUAAGUUGAAGGCAUUGGGAUUGAAAGGAAGGGCCUGGAAAGGAGGGGGAGUUGUAGGGAGACAGCGUCCCCUCCCCCGGAAGCAAGACCAGAGCCCACAAAGCCGACCAGCCCAGUUUAGAGCCCCAGGAUGCCACCAGGCCGGGGCCUGCUGUCUCCAGGUCACGGCGGUGGGUCAGGCUGUCUAUCAGGAGGCCCGGGGGCUCUCAGGCCUGAGGCCCCCCUGCUGCCCUCCCCCUGCUCUUCCGUCCACUCCAGGGCUGCCCGCCAGCCCACGGGCACUGCUGACGCACCUGCAGAGCAGGCGCAGGUGGGGAGCAAGCAGCUUACUCUCUCUACCCUUGGGAGACCCCAUCCGAUCUGCCACAUACAGCCAUGCAGGCUGCGCACUGCACAACUGUAGGGGCAUCAAUCACAUAGACAUCAUGUGAAGGGCGCCCCCUGAAGUUGUGCUACACGGUCACCCUGGAUGUAACUGUAACAGAGCAAGGUGAAUAAACGCUGAAUCAGCGUGCACUGUGGGUGGGGACUGGGCCUGGUGAUAAGAAUGAAUUAUCCCGGGAAAGGAUUUCCUGUAGCAGGAGCAGAGCUGCUGCUGCUGCUGAUUAUAAUAAAGAAUAAUAAUAGCUACCACUUACUGAGUAU
Molecule: messenger RNA, 2946 nt
Organism: Equus quagga
Lineage: Eukaryota; Metazoa; Chordata; Mammalia; Perissodactyla; Equidae
Gene: TMCO4
Product: transmembrane and coiled-coil domains 4
Exons: 15
Coding region: 350-2245 (631 amino acids)
Source: RefSeq, a predicted model, not a curated record